Molecule: messenger RNA, 5366 nt
Organism: Salvelinus sp. IW2-2015
Lineage: Eukaryota; Metazoa; Chordata; Actinopteri; Salmoniformes; Salmonidae
Gene: slc2a4rg
Product: SLC2A4 regulator
Biological process (GO): regulation of transcription by RNA polymerase II
Cellular component (GO): nucleus
Molecular function (GO): RNA polymerase II cis-regulatory region sequence-specific DNA binding; DNA-binding transcription factor activity
Source: RefSeq, a predicted model, not a curated record
GCUGCGUGCCGAAGUGGAGUGUUUAUGUAUUCUGAGGACCAGUAUGAGUGAACUGAAGGCGGUGCCCUGUGAUUCUCACCAGGCUGCACCAGUGGUCUGGACAUGCAGGGGAGUGGAGGCGUGGCAUUUUGUUUGACUAAAUAACUAAACAAUCUUUAACUAUACGGUAGAACAGCGGUAACAGACGGAGAUCGAUUCCAGACAAUCCCGAUAAAUGUAUUUUAUUACAGAUAUUUGCACUCAAAUCUAUAGAAAGCGGGUCAUCUUUCUCUAGUCCAACGAUGAAUUCUAAACGUCUGCUUGACAUGUCUGCUGUUGGAAUACGGGUCGGGGGCGCUUCGAAACAAGCCGGUAUUGAUCAGCAUGCAGAGGGUUCCAAGGGACGCAAAAUUACUGUCGCCGCCACUGCGGACAGCCGUGUCAUUCUGGCGUGCAAGAAUGGUCCCGCAGCAGGAGCAGUUUUCUACAAAUUCGUGUUGGAUGAUGGAUCUUUAAGAGAAUGUACAGGACAGGACACCGUCCUCAAUGUGAAUGACCUGUCAUCAGGGAGAGAACAAUACCACCUCUUGAAUAAAGCAGGUUGUGGCGGGGAGGCAGAUGAAAGAAACAGUGGUCUGACUGGGAUCCUUACUAACGGCAGUCCCACACACUGCCUGAUCCGGAAAGGGCAGAAGGCGGACAGACACAUGCACUCGGAGGCGAGGACCCCGCUGGUGCCCAGCGGUUGCCAGGCAACAAAUGGACAGCAAGUUCCACCUGAGGAGAGAUACCCUCAUCCCUCCUCCCAAAUACCUGUCCCCCGACGCAGGAAACCUUCAGGUCUUGCUGAUAAGGAGGUACUGGCUGCUACCGUCCUGACAUCACUGUCCACCUCUCCUCUGGUCCUCACCCAGACAGCCUCAGCUGCAGUUCCGGAGCCAGCCAGCAGAGGGUGGAAGGAGGUGCUGUCAACUAGCUACAGCAGCUCCACCAGUGGCAACUGGAGCUGGGACACCAGUGACCAAUCAGUGCCCUCCACACCGUCCCCGCCUCUCUGCAACGACACCAGCAAGAGCUUCCUGCUCUCCUCCCAGGGUGAUCAUGUCAUCGACGACGUCAAAGAGAGCACGCACUUCUUGUUUGAGGACCCCAUACCCCGGAAGCGAAAGAACUCUACGAAGGUGAUGCUCAAGUGCUUGUGGAAGAACUGUGAAAAGGUCCUCAGCACCUCUUCAGGGAUCCAGCGACACAUCCGCACCGUCCACCUGGGGCGGAACUGUGACUCGGACUACAGUGACGGGGAGGAGGACUUCUACUACUCAGAGAUCGAGGUCAACAUGGACAGCCUAUCAGAGGGCUUGUCCAGCCUCACGCCCACCUCCCCCACCACUACCGGCCCUCCCGCCAUCUUCCCCCCUUUCUCCCACGCCGCCUUUGUUCCCCGCUCUGAGCCCGCCCACAUCGUCAUGAGGGGACCGCAGGGUCAUGCUCCCAGUCUGCUCAGCCAAUCAGCCCCCUCCACGCUCUGCCAUAUCCGUACUGACCACGCCUACCAGGCCACUGCUCCUGUGAGUAUUCCUGUGUGUUCGGAGCAGGCUGAUGGGAAUGAAGGGAUUGGUAAUGGGGAUGGGAUCAGUGUGUCCUGGCAGUCCACUCCUGUCAUUUUUAAAGGCUUAACGGGGCCGUUGACUCACAUCCGCACGGUGAGCUUCGGGGAGAAGAGACAGCCAGCCCCUCAUGCACACACCACCAUCUGCAAGACACCCCCCUUUACAGCCCCCCUGCCCAAACCAGCACCAGGAACCAGGAAACCCCGUGGAGAGGCCAAAAAGUGCCGGAAAGUGUAUGGCAUGGAGAAGAGGGACAUGUGGUGCACAGCCUGCCGCUGGAAAAAAGCCUGUCAGCGAUUCACUGACUGAACCCCAGUACAUCACUGGGAUGGACUCUUCCUCUGCCAGCGCUUCAAUGAGGUGUCAUCUUCCACUGAGGAGAUGUGGGGGUUUCUCCGUGAUGAAGCCCCUCAGAGCACGCACUGCUUCCUCCUGACCAGCAGGGGGCUCUCUGCUCGCUUCUCCUAGCCCUCAGACAGCUGAAUUUACAAAACACAACAACUAACUGAUGGAAAAAGGCAAAAAAGAAAAAUGAAUUUGGCUUUGGAAUAAUAGUUUUUCUUUCUAAUGAUGAGACUUUUUAGGUAAUCAAAAAAAGACAAAUAUUAUUCAAAACCUUUURGAUUUGUUUUGUAUUUUCUAAUUUUGUCUGCCUUCACUGUAGGSGAGUUGUUGAAGAUUUCAGAUAAGCUUUUUUGGUAUUGUGUACUCUCAACGUAUWGUUUUUUUACUGGUCCGAGUAUCAUGGAAGCUACUGUGUUUGAGUUUAUAAGAUCCUGAUACCGCUCUCUCGUGGGCGUCUUUCAAUGCACCUCCGUUAAUGUUUUAUAACUAAAAUCACAUCYACUUCGGGGAUUUUAUUCGAAUGGAUCGUUUUUCAAAUUUCAACUGUCACUCUUUUUGAAAUGGGCAGUAAGUCUACCAAAGGAAAAAACAAAUCAGAARGAUCCAUUCGCUCAGCAUUUAGAUGCUUCUCAUUAAGUUGCAAGCUUGUUCUGCUCUUCAUAUCCAAAGUGUUACUGGAAUAACACAUCACYUGCUCUCAUGGGAAUUCAACUCAGAAACUCUAAUCACUUUGUUUGGGAAGUACAUCAUUCAUAGCUACUCAUCAUAAGAUUCUUGCUUUUUGCAUAGAUAUGAAACACACCCUCUUCCGRCUGGUUGCAGCAAAUGUUACGUUUUGAAUGUACAGUUUAGAAAGAUAUCCAUUUCCCUUUCUUCCUUUCCAUACCUCUGAUAUGCAUCGUUCGGGAACAACACAUCUUUCAACGGAUCCCUGUAAACUUUGUAACGACAGUGUUUCCUCUCAUUUCUAACUUGUAUUUUCAGCGAUCGGUUACCAAGGCAACUAGUAGUUGCAAAGUGUAAUCACCAGGGUUUGGAAAGUCUCGUCUCGCUUUGAUUAAUCGGCUCUAUUGUUGAUUACAGUUGUCGUCGACAACAUGAAGCUCUGCCGUAGCACUGCUGGCUACUCAGAGGUCUAGAGUUCAUUUUCUGGGUAUCGUCAUAGACACGGAAUACAAUCUCGUUCUCGUUCUCUGUGGGUGCUGUACCAUAGUCAGUCCCACUCAACCCUCACUCCCAGUUACAGCUCUUAACUGGUAUCUAAUGGCGUUGAAAUCACGAUGCUUGUCUCCAAGGGAUUGUUUGCUUCCCAUGAAUUGUACCUGGAUUCCUGAUCAGACGUGAGAGCAGAUCUAGAUGUGUAUUUUUAAACAGAUGUAUUUUUCUACUCUAGCUACUGUUUCAAAUUGUUGCCAGCUCUUUGAAUGUAGUCUCUGCAGGCUCUCUCUUUCUGCUCCCAACACUGACUACGAGCCAUUACACAAGUUACAACAGCAGGAUGCACACACACACACACACACACAGCACUCUAAAUUAACUGGUGCUCCCAAUUUUAAAAAGUUAGGAGCACCACAUAAAAUGUAUGAGCACCAGAUUAUAUAUAUUGUUUCAUUGAUUGAGAUGCAGCCUAUAUUGGGCCUAUAUUAAUUCUAGCUACUUUUGAAGCAUAUGCUGUGCCCCAGAAAUGAACACUGUCUGGAUAGUUUAUAAUAAAAGCUCAAAUGUUGAUACAAAUAUCGGUCAUUGAAAUGACGUGGAAUAUUAGGUUUCUACAUUGUGUAAAAUCACAAUUUUCCUAUUGAGAUGCAUUACAUUGAACAUUGUACACCGUCUCUAAGCACGGCGGGUUUGUGAUGAGGACACGCAAGAAAUCUGACAAUCGUUCAGUGCUACGGUCAUUGAUCUCCUGAGGAAGCUCCUUUUCCUUUCUGUGCCCCCAAAUGUUUGGAUAUACUGGUAAAGUGACCAGGUUGUUAGCUAGGUAGCCAAUGAYGUAAGAUGACUGAACAAACUGUAAACAAAUGGUUAAGUAGUAGCGAGUAGUUUUCGAAUGGCCCACGAAGUGGUUUAUUAACGUAAAUUGCGGUCCUGUCGAUAGGCUAUAGAAAGAAAAAAUGGUAAUAUGGGUCAGAUCUUUUUAACUGGGGUAGAAACGAGCUAUUUCCGCUGUAGUAAUGGUACAACCACGAUUCUAACGAUUAAUGCUCUCCCUUUUUUCUCUAGGGGACUCGGAAUCAACAGUACUGCGAAGCCUAAUCAUUAUAACAAUUAUUAUUCGGGAUACUUUUUUUUUUAUAGGAGCACAGUCCCCCCCCCCACAGUCAGUGGCAGUGUUCGAUAGCAUCAAAACUAAUGCAGGCGACUGCCUGCCGACUGACUGAUCUGCAAAUCACCUUCCAUCAUAAAUAACGACUCAUUAUUAUUUGUAGAUGAGUCAGUCACAAUUUACCCAUGAUAUAUUGCGUCUUUUAUCCUAUCGAACAUAGCCUAUGACUUUCCAGUCUUUGGCUGUUUUACACAUCUGUUGUCAUGUUAACACAUGCGCUCUCAGCUGUCACAUAUUCUCAUUGACAUGACAUCAGUAGAAGGCCAUUCCAAGACAGCCGGCUGUGACUGUUGUAUCUUGUUGUUUUUUGGGUACAACAAACAAACAAUCUAACCAACUGGAUUCUUUUUAGGGAUUCUAUUCAUCCAUAUCACCGAAUCGUUACAGAUUGCGUAAUGGUGAUUACCGAUUGAGCCGAKACAUGCAGCGUUUAUGAGUGAAUGCAAUCUCUGUUAACAGGGAAAGUUGCCUUUUACAUUUUAAUUACACAGUCACGCUUAACUUUCCCGAUUCGUAUUUAAUAGAGCCCCGUACAUGCCAUGUCAGUUUUUUCCUUGAUAACCAUGACCAACAAAUAUGCUUGUUGGCUAGUAACCUUGCUGUCAGCCAUUCUGUCUGAGAGAGAGAAGCUGUGUCUUACAGUGCCUCACUGGUCAGAGUGGAGAGUAGGCUGGUAAUUAAUGGUCAGAAACUUCACUAAGUGCCAAUGAAAAUAACAUUACGAGGAAAAAAUGAUGUACCUAAAGAAAUUGCACUAACUUGCACUGCACAAAGACAUGUUUUUAUACAUGGAGAUUUUAUAUACACAGAUUUUGAAGUGAAAUUUGAUUUGAGGUUUUAAUUUUGGGUCGUCACUGCUUUGGUGUUAAAAUGGGGCUUCUACACCUCUUGGGUCCCCACAUAAGAACGUUCUGAACCUGUAUGUCUAGUUCUCUCUGUGUGUGGUGUACACAGCCCAAUGGGGCCCGCAAUGUUGUCUGGAAUAGUGUGGUACUGGAUGCAGCCUUAGAAAAAAGGCUCCCAAAAGGGUCAUUUGGCUGUCCCCAUAGGAGAACCCUGUUGGGUUCCAGGUAGAACACUUUUUGUUUUCUAGUAGAACCCUUUUG